UUUCAAUAAAAUAAUUACAUGUGUUUAAUAUUUUUGGUUUAAACUUAUAAAAAUAGCUAAAACAUAAAAUAGUAUAUUUAUAAUCAAUUUUAUAAAUAUAUUAAUAUGUGUGAAACACACACAAAAAAAUGCAUCAUUUAGCAAUAAAGAGAGUAUUAUUUUUGCUCAGUAGACUAUAUUUAAUUCAUGCGAGUGCACAAAAAAAAGACUUAUUUAUUUAAUGUCCUGCAAAUUCAUUUAUAUACAGUAUUAGGAGUACUAUUUAUUAUUUAUUUAUCUAAACUAUACUAAAAGCUAAAUAUAAAGGCCUCUGAAGCAUCCCACGUCAGAUAAAAAAAUUGACCAAUCAGGAGAUUUUUUUUUUGACACGUCAUCUGGGUUGUGGGUUGUUGGGCUUCAAACUUUUUUUAGCACAAAUGUUGAUGUCAAUGGCCCAGUAAGCCCAUUCUGUUUGCUCUUAGCCUUCUUCGUUUCUCUUUCACGAUCUGAAAGCGGAGAGAUUCAACGUUUCCCUUUCUCAUUAAGUAAGCAUCUAGGGAUUGUUAUUCAAAUGAAGUCCAUCAAUAGCUUUCUUUGUAACGAUAUUGUUUGUUCCUCUUCCUUUCUGAUUUUUCAUAUCCAUGAUACAAAUCCCUCAGCGUAUCAGUGUAUCACCCUAUAUAUGCCGUCUUAACAGAUAUAUUUAUUUCACAUGAUUCACCACAACCUAAUCUCCUCGAGCUCGAAGCUCCCAACAAGAUCUACGGUAAUCAAUCGCUUUUUCUUUUGAUCUUUUCUGUCUGUUUUGUGUUGUUUUGGAAUCUGAAUUCUACAUGAUUGCUUUCAUGGCUCUAAGUUUGUAAACAUUUUUCUGACGAUUAAAAAUCAAAAUUAAGUUUUAAGUCUUGGAUUGGAGUCUGAAGACGGGGAGCUGAGACUUCGGAUCUGAAGAUUAACGAUGCGCCGGCCAUGGAAAAUUGUCUUGCUACCAGCAAAAAUUGACAAGUCGAAGGCUUGGUGACGUCUACGACCUCAGGUUAGCGUUUUAAUAUGUCGUCCUUUUAAAAGUUUUAUAUGUUUUUUUUUUGUCAAAGGGUUUUCUUAAGUUUUAUAUGUUUCAUCAUAUGUUUUCAGUAAUCGUUGAUUUGGAUUGGUUUGGUGAUCUACAUGUCAAGUUCUGGCUGAUUCUGAUCGAAAACCGGAGGAAGCAGACUAGACCUACAGAAGUCGCUAAACUGACUCAUGUUCUAGCUUCUGAAGCUGCACAGAUGGUGGUAGAGCCUAUACUUAACUUAUAAUAUCUCUGUGUUCUGUAACUGGUGCAACUAGAAUGAACAAUUGUAACCUAUAAUGUAUUUUCAAUGCUCUUUGGCAAAUUUUCUUUCUCGGCGGUAUCAAGCACGACUUUUCAUGUUUCACAUUACUGUGUGGUGUGGUGUCCUGUAAACUGAGCUUCUAAGGAGCUAGAUGGAGAAUUCAUGAAGGUAAACCAGAACAACUCUCUCUGAUUCUUUUUAGGUGUUUUUAGACUUAUGUAGUUGUUUGGUGAAACUCCAGAUUAUGUUAUGUACAUAAUAUAUGAACCCACCUUCGUCAGGGGCGUGUGUCAAAUCUGCAGUUCUUUGGCUACAGCAUCCCGCCAUACAUGGUUUAUUGAUUGGAUGCAUUGUUUCUUCUGAUGAACUGGUACCGGUUAAUGGCAACAAACUCUUUCAAUGAUCGAGGUAACAAACAAAUAACAGUACCUCAUAUUCAACCUUUUAUAGCUUUGUUCUUUUAUUACAUGCUUAUUAGCCUUUCUUUAUUCCUUGGAAUAUUGACAGUUUAUAUCAUCUAAAUUUAUAUGAUCAUAUAAAACCUUUUUUUGAAAUGAUUUAUUCAUCUAGAUAUUUCUUCAGAGGCUUUUACUCGGUGCCUAGCGUCAACUACUGUUUCAAGUCUACGGAAAUGGUUGAUUUUAACUGUUUUGUUACUAUGUUGAUUAUAUUGUUGUCCAUGUCCAAAUCAUGUUGCCCGUCGAAAGAUGCAGUUUUGUUUAUGAGUGUUUCCGAUCUUGAUUUCUUAGUCUAUUAUAAUUGAUUGAUAUUGUGUGAUUUUACUCCAUUAGGUUCAGUUUCUGCCAACAAAAAAGUAGAAUCCAAUGAGAAAUCUGCCAAAAGAAAGAGAACGAAUCGGUACAUAGGAUUAGGCUGCGUCCUUGGGAAAAUUGGGCCGCUGACAUAUGUAAUUAUAGAAAAGGCUCUCGAGAAUUGCUUUGAACAUUCAACACCGCUCAGGAAUAAUCAAGAGCUUAUGAUGUAACUGCAUGCAGGAUCCGUGGUGAUAAAGCUAAGGUAGAUUUUCCAGAGGAGAUAGUCCCUUGCGUCUCCAAGAAAUGUCAUACUCCUAAGACAUCUUAAGAAGCCAAUGGGUAAGCCAAACAAAAGCUCAACACCGUCAACACAUUGAGUCAGUACUGCAACAACUCUUUUGAAAACAUGAGACACGGCUGCUUUGGUGAUGUGAGUUUCGUGGAAGAGAAGCUUCAGAUGUACACCAAUCAGUUCGAGUUAACAAACUCUUUCUCUGUUGGAGAUAACAACAAAUACCAGUAUUCCAGCUCUGAUUAGGGUAGUAACUCAUUCGACUGCUCUUGAAUUUGGGUGGAGUGAUCACGAGCCAAGAUCUCUGCAAAGCUAGAUACAUUGGGAGUUGGAGGCGUUUCAGGCAUAUGUAUACCCUUGAGAUUAUGAUUUUCACAGGGAUGACUGGGAGAAAAUGUAGAGAGAAUACAAACAGCCGAAGAACUGAAGCCAUAAGAGGUAACUCUCAGUGAGGUCUUGCAAGGGAAUGUGAAUUUAUUUUCCGAAGAUGAAUUAGAAACAGUUUUGAUAAGAUUUUGACAGCCGUAUAUUGGUAUAGAUUUUUAUCAUAAUCAUAAAAAGAAAAAAGUGUAAAUUCUUUGUUUGGAAAAUAAAAUUAGGAAUUUAUCGAUCACCGUGAGAGAAUCGAAAUAUCAAUGUGGCCAUGUAGGAAACAUACAAGUUAGAUUCCUGUUACUUUUGCUUUUUCUGUGUAUUGGUGUUUUUGGAAAAUAUUGGAACUUUUGUUAGUGACUUUUGAUGUUAAAAUUUGCUUCAUUUUUUUCUGCCAGAUUUACUUAUUCCCAUAAAUUUUCUGAGUUAGUGAGAUGGACGAGUUGUUGGCUUUCUGCAAAAACACUAUAUCUUUGGGAGGACAAUUUUAUCAAGGAUUUUGGUACUAUCCAUGUUUCGUAUAUGCAAUGGGACAACUUCCUUUAUAAAACAUAAUGGCAUUGCUUGAAUUCAAUGAAGGGAUAUCAAACAUGACACAACAUGGUUUUAUUUACUAGAACGUUGAGUACAUCUUCUAAAUGGAUGUCCUUCAUAGAUUGGUAUUGUCUGCAAAUUUGCAAUGAUGGCAAUGUUUCUGUUAUUGUUUUGGAAAUUUUGGGUUGGUGUUGUUUUAUAAAAUCUCUUUGAGCGUUCUAGGCAACCUUUUUAAAAAAAUAAUCUGAUAAAAGAGUGCAAAACAAAAAAAAUUGAAAGCCUACAAGUAUACGUUGACCUUUGAAGGAGAAUAUAAGGUGCACCCAAAAUUAAAUAAAUGUUAAAGGACCACAUAAAAACUUUAAAACCAAAAAAACAUAUAACAAUAAAAGCAUAAAAACAAAUAUUAAAGAAAACUACUAAACCAUGUAAAGCACAGAAAGAUAUUCAAAUUUUAGUUAUCUUUUUCAAAAAAUUCAAAAUUAAAAAUCAAUAGAACAAAAAUAUUUAUGAUAUUUUUGGUAAAUAUUAUGUUAAUGUCAAAUCAAUAUUUACAUUAAAUUUAUAAAAUUCAAUUCAAUUAUAUAUUAGCAGUCAAAUAUUUAGUUAUCAUAUAAUAUACCUAAAUAAUAAUUUUUAUAUACGCGCCGGAAAACCACUAGUUUUUGUAAAAGGAGUACUACUUAAUGUUUCCUAAACUAGUGUAUAUUAUUUUAACAAAAACAAAAACGUUGUAACCGUGUAUAUAUAUCAUGACCGACCAAAAAAGUGUUUAUUAUUACUAUUUUAUAGGUUUUACCGUUAUCCCACCACUCGUACACUAAUAUAUUAAGGUGAGGACUGUGGAGAGUGGAGUUAUGUGUUUGUAAAUCCUUUCUUGAUUUGAAUCCAUCCAAAACACAACAACGAUAGCGAUUCUGUGAACUGUUUUCAAUCUCACAAAAGCAUUAUAAAAAAAAAAAAAAAAACUCGCUUUCAACUUUUUCUUUUUUUCUUCCGUCUCUGUUUUUAAUGCAUAACGAAGCAACUUCCUCCAUAACGACUUUCGAUGACUGACCUCAGCUCCUCGAGUCUACGCUCCGAAGCUCAUAAGCCCACCGGAAACUCCCCUCCUCCUCCACCUCCUCCUCCUCCUGGACACGUCAGCAUCUCCCUCACACCUCCCUCUCCAACACCACCCUCCGCCACCACCACCAACCUCCGCAAAAUCUCUCUCCUCCCACUAAUCUUCCUAAUCUUCCACGAAGUCUCCGGCGGCCCCUUCGGUAUCGAAGUCACCGUCAAAGCAGCGGGACCGUUAGUCUCCAUCCUCGGCCUCAUCAUCUUCCCAUUCAUAUGGAGCAUCCCUGAAGCGCUCAUCACCGCCGAGAUGGGCACCAUGUUCCCGGAGAACGGCGGCUACGUCGUCUGGGUCUCCUCCGCGUUAGGACCUUACUGGGGGUUCCAGCAAGGCUGGGUGAAAUGGCUUAGCGGCGUCAUAGACAACGCUCUCUACCCCAUCCUCUUCCUCGACUAUCUCCAAUCCGGUUUACCGGUUAUCUCCUCUGGACUUCCACGUGUCGCUUCGGUUAUCACGUUGACUUUCGCGUUGACUUAUUUAAACUACAGAGGGUUGAGUAUAGUUGGUGUAGCUGCUGUUGCGAUCGGUGUUUUCUCGAUUUUACCCUUUGUGGUGAUGUGUUUAGUGUCGAUUCCAAAGGUUGAGCCUUUACGUUGGCUGGUGGUGAGUGAGAAGAUGAAAGGUGUAGACUUUGGUUUGUAUCUCAACACUCUGUUCUGGAACCUUAACUACUGGGACUCGAUUGGUACUCUCUCCGGAGAGGUUGUUAGCCCGAGUGAAACUUUACCGAAAGCUCUUUUUUAUGCUCUCCUUUUAGUUGUGUUAUCUUAUAUCUUCCCGGUUUUGUCCGGGACAGGAGCUCUGCCUCUUGAUCAGAGGCGUUGGACCGACGGUUACUUCGCUGAUGUAGGGAAAGUGAUAGGAGGAGGGUGGUUGGGUUGGUGGAUUCGAGCGGCGGCUGCUGCCUCCAACAUGGGGAUGUUUUUAGCUGAGAUGAGUAGCGAUUCGUUUCAGCUUCUCGGUAUGGCUGAGCGAGGGAUGCUACCCGAAGUCUUUGCUAGAAGAUCGCGGUACGGAACUCCCUGGGUUGGGAUACUGUUCUCAGCCUCUGGGGUGGUUGUGUUGUCGUGGUUGAGCUUCCAGGAGAUUGUGGCUGCGGAGAAUUUGCUGUACUGUUUUGGGAUGGUGUUGGAGUUUGUAGCGUUUGUGAGGCUGAGGGUGAAGUAUCCGGCUGCGUCGCGGCCUUUUAAGAUACCUGUAGGGGUUUUGGGGUCGGUGAUCAUGUGUGUGCCUCCGACUGUGCUGAUUGGUUUCAUUGCGGCGUUUUCCGACUUGAAAGUUGCUGGGGUGAGUCUUGCUGCUGUAGUGAUUGGGCUUGUGUUGCAACCGUGUUUGAAGAAAGUGGAGAAGAAGGGUUGGCUUAAAUUUUCUGUCAGCUCUCACUUAUCAGACCUGAUGGCCUAAGCAACAUCAGGUUUGAUGGUGAAGACUGUAGAUGAUGAAGCUUUUGGUUUUACCUUUAGAUCAGUUAACAGGUAGAAGAAAAAAAUGUGUAUUUUGAAUCAGAGCUUAAAGAGAACUUAUCUCAACACAACUGAAUAAAGAAGACUUUUUACAUUUCAA
Messenger RNA from Brassica rapa (field mustard), 5931 nucleotides. RefSeq names its product polyamine transporter RMV1. Gene Ontology annotation, cellular component: membrane. Gene Ontology annotation, biological process: transmembrane transport. Gene Ontology annotation, molecular function: transmembrane transporter activity. The record is from RefSeq and is a predicted model, not a curated record. NCBI's taxonomy places the organism in Eukaryota, Viridiplantae, Streptophyta, Magnoliopsida, Brassicales, Brassicaceae.